Aspergillus puulaauensis is the source of this 1143-nucleotide messenger RNA. RefSeq names its product MBL fold metallo-hydrolase. The transcript is spliced from 2 exons. NCBI's taxonomy places the organism in Eukaryota, Fungi, Ascomycota, Eurotiomycetes, Eurotiales, Aspergillaceae. The record is from RefSeq and is a predicted model, not a curated record. Bases 1 to 1143 code for a protein of 380 amino acids.
AUGUACAUUUCCACGACAUCAAUUAACCACCAUACCACCGAAAUGACGCAGAUACCUAGCCUCAACAUCCCCAGGUCUUCCCAGAGUGUCAAUGUCCACGUAAUAGACACGACGGUGAAGAUCGAUGGCCCCGCCGAUUUCUUCCUCAAGCCGAGGGUGGGAAACCUGGAUCGACUAGUUGCCAAUGCAUUCACCUUUUUGAUCGAGCAUCCCGUUACCAAACAGAAAGUCGCUUUCGACCUCGGGGUCCGGAAGGACGCCAACGAACUCUCGAGUCCAUUCUGGAAGGGCUUCCGGGAGAAUUUUGUAAUUGAUGUCGAAAAGGACGUCGCAGACAUAUUGCAGGACAACAAUGUAGACCUCACCUCGAUUGACGCUAUAAUUUGGAGCCAUUGCCACGCGGACCACACAGGGGACCCAUCGACCUUCCCCCCGUGCGUCGACUUGGUUUUUGGCCCUGGGGCGCCGGCUGCCCGACUCCCAGGAUACCCUACAAACCAAAAGAGCUCGUUAUUUGAGACCGACUACCAUGGUCGGAAACUGGUUGAAAUUACACAGGACAGAUUCAAUCUACAACUUGGUGAAUUCCGUGCAUUUGAUUAUUUUGGCGACGGCUCUUUCUACCUGCUUGACGUCCCUGGCCACGAUAUCGGCCACGUUUGUGGCCUCGCUAGGACGACAGCCAACGGCACGCAAACCUCCGACGACGACAGCUUUGUACUUAUGGGUGCCGACACCUGCCACCAUACAGGUCAAUUGCGUCCAUCCGAGUUCCUGACACUGCCAUCGGAGAUCAAGCCACACCCGAAUGACUCGGAUGUUAUACCGGCACCAUUUGCCAGUACCCGCUUGGAGGAGAUACACCCAAAGGGACGGAUGUAUCACUGUUGUCCGUUUUACGAGGUCGGCGUCCUAGAUAACGGAUUCAGCAUGUCAGAGUCGCCCGAAGAAACUGGACAGAGCAUCACAAAGAUGAUGCCAUUCGAUGCGGCACCUAAUGUGCUACUGGUGCUUGCACACGAUGUGACUCUACAAGACACCGUUAGUCUUUUCCCAGCCAAGGUUAAUGGAUGGGAAGACACGUCGUUGAAGGAUGAAACCAGAUGGCGGUUCUUGCGAGAUUGGGCCACGGCUUUAGAGUGA